ACUGAUAGGCGACUGGCGACAUUUUUUUUUACAGCACAUUGUGGUGGUGUAGGUUUCAGAAGAUAUUGUCUUGUUCGGGGAGGAUACUAUGGAAGCUCCCAAGGAUGCGCCUCCGCCAAAGCAGCAACCGAUGAUCUAUAUAUGUGGAGAAUGUCACGCGGAAAACGAGAUAAAAGCCAGAGAUCCGAUCAGAUGCAGAGAAUGUGGUUACAGAAUAAUGUACAAGAAAAGAACUAAACGAUUGGUUGUAUUUGACGCCCGUUGAUGCGACAGAACGUUUUUAGGGUUUUUGGAAUGCAUUCACACCAUAGUAAAUAUUUCUAUUUGUUUAUGUUUUUGAGGCAAUAAAGCGAUGUGUAAUGUUUCAGUUUGGAAAUGUAAGUUAUUACAUGUUUUGUAAUAAAGGCUUUAGAACUGAAAA
Messenger RNA from Spea bombifrons (plains spadefoot toad), 421 nucleotides. RefSeq names its product RNA polymerase II, I and III subunit K (gene POLR2K). The record is from RefSeq and is a predicted model, not a curated record. The transcript is spliced from 4 exons. Bases 89 to 265 code for a protein of 58 amino acids. Gene Ontology annotation, cellular component: RNA polymerase III complex; RNA polymerase I complex; RNA polymerase II, core complex. NCBI's taxonomy places the organism in Eukaryota, Metazoa, Chordata, Amphibia, Anura, Pelobatidae. Gene Ontology annotation, molecular function: DNA binding; zinc ion binding; DNA-directed RNA polymerase activity. Gene Ontology annotation, biological process: DNA-templated transcription.